Jatropha curcas is the source of this 1491-nucleotide messenger RNA. Lineage: Eukaryota; Viridiplantae; Streptophyta; Magnoliopsida; Malpighiales; Euphorbiaceae. The record is from RefSeq and is a predicted model, not a curated record.
AUGGGGACAGCGACGGUCAGGCUCCAUCAGCAAGCCAGGCGGUUCAUCAUUCCGCUCAGACAAGGCGAAACUCAAGUGUACCUACUGUGGGAUGAGCAAACACACAAAAGAAAAUUGCUUCGAAUUGUGGGAUAUCUCGAUUGGUGGAAUGAUGGACAUAAAAGGGACGGUCAAGCCACAAGAGGAAGAGCCGCCAUCGCCGUGAGCAACCCUGAGGCUACCAGCAGCGACGGUGGUGGCCAAGCAAGCGUCGGUGAAGGAGGCAGCGUGGGAAAGGCUAUAGCGGCUAGGGUUGAAGAAAGUGGUAAUAUGGGUUAUAAGGAUGAAGGAGUUGGAAAUUUUCUCCUAAGUCCUUUUAAUUUGGCCCAAUUAAUUUCUGUCCUAAAAUUAUUACAAAUUGAUCCAAAAACUAUGUCUAUUGCAAAUAUGGUCCGGAAUUGUGAUAAAAGUAAGAAUGCAUCAUGGAUUUUUUAUUGUGCAGCCACUGACACCAUGACAUUCGAUGCCAACGAUAUUAAAAAACAAUCCAAACCCAUGAAAACACAUGUCGGAGCAGCUAAUGGGGAAAUAGUUCCUGUAGAGGGGGCUGGGACAUCAGGACAGGAACGAUUAUUGGACGUGGCACUAAGCACCAAGGACUGUACUACAUGGAUGAAGUUGCCCAACACGUGUGAGACUUGUGUUUUGGCAAAGAGCCAUAGACAAACUUUCAGGCCAAAUAAUACUAGGGUAGAUUUACCUUUUUCAUUAGCCCAUUUUGAUGUGUGGGGUCCAGCACCUGUAAAUAAUACUAGGGUAGAUUUACCUUUUUCAUUAGCCCAUUUUGAUGUGUGGGGUCCAGCACCUGUCAUGGGAGGAAAAGGAUUAGUACAUCAAACUACUUGUCCUCAUACUCCUGAACAAAAUGGUGUUGCCGAACGAAAAAAUCGGACUCUCCUUGAAAUGACUCGAGCUCUUCUGAUUGAGUCUUGGGUCCCUAAAAGUUUUUGGCCUGAAGCUGUAGCUACUGCCACCUAUAUUCUAAACAGACUCCCAACCAAAAUCCUUGACCUUCAAAUUCCACUUCAAACCUUGGCCCAAUUUACCAAAGUUCCUCCGACCUUAACCCUUCAACCACGCAUUUUUGGUUGUUCUGUCUUUGUUCACAUUCCAAAAAGUGAACGUUCUAAAUUUGACCCAUGUACCGAAAAAUGUGUAUUUGUUGGGUACAGGGUUAAUCAAAAAGGGUACCGAUGCUAUAAUCCUAAAACCAGCCGUAUGUUCACCAUAAUGAAUUGUGAUUUCCUUGAAACCGAAUAUUUUUAUAUCACCCAGCUCAGUGGUCAGGGGGAGAAGGAAUACAUGGACACACUGAGCUGGCUUCCAGAAUCAGUAGCCUCACAGGUAGAUUUGGAUCCACAGGAAGAGAACCCACAAGUUACAGAACAGGAAGAAAAUAGAGAACAGGAAAGAAACAGUAUCGUUAGGCCAACUUCAGAUACUUCCAUAUAG